Molecule: messenger RNA, 2327 nt
Organism: Rhodamnia argentea
Lineage: Eukaryota; Viridiplantae; Streptophyta; Magnoliopsida; Myrtales; Myrtaceae
Product: ABC transporter E family member 2
Exons: 12
Coding region: 63-1880 (605 amino acids)
Biological process (GO): translational initiation; translational termination; ribosomal subunit export from nucleus
Molecular function (GO): ribosomal small subunit binding; iron ion binding; ATP binding
Source: RefSeq, a predicted model, not a curated record
AGUGAUUGAUCGGUGCAGAUUCAUCAGCUAGCGUCUUAAGAGAGGGGGACUGCGCGCGAGAGAUGGCGGAUCGGCUCACGCGUAUCGCUAUAGUGAGCUCCGACAGGUGCAAGCCCAAGAAGUGCCGCCAGGAAUGCAAGAAGAGCUGCCCCGUCGUCAAAACCGGUAAGCUGUGUAUUGAGGUUACUCCUCAGUCAAGGAUCGCAUUCAUUUCUGAAGAAUUGUGCAUAGGAUGUGGUAUAUGUGUUAAGAAAUGUCCCUUUGAGGCAAUUCAGAUAAUAAACUUGCCAAAAGAUUUGGAUAAAGAUACUACUCAUCGAUAUGGACCAAACACAUUUAAGUUGCACAGGUUGCCAGUCCCGCGGCCAGGCCAGGUUCUCGGUUUGGUUGGAACAAAUGGGAUUGGAAAGUCUACUGCUCUUAAAAUCUUAGCUGGAAGACUAAAGCCAAACUUGGGUCGCUUUGAGAAUCCUCCCGAUUGGCAGGAAAUUUUGACAUACUUCCGUGGGUCUGAAUUGCAAAAUUAUUUCACCAGGAUUUUGGAGGAUAAUUUGAAGGCUAUUAUAAAGCCCCAAUAUGUCGAUCAUAUUCCAAAGGCUGUUCAAGGCAAUGUGGGACAGGUGCUUGACCAAAAGGAUGAAAGGGAUAUGAAAGAGGAACUCUGUGUUGACCUUGAAUUGAAUCAGGUUAAAGAUCGGAAUGUUGGGGAUUUAUCAGGUGGGGAGCUCCAGAGGUUUGCCAUUGCUGUCGUUGCGAUACAAAGUGCUGAAAUAUAUAUGUUCGAUGAACCUUCAAGUUAUCUUGAUGUGAAACAGAGGCUCAAAGCGGCCCAAGUUGUGCGAUCUUUGCUUAGGCCUAACAGCUAUGUAAUCGUUGUGGAGCAUGACCUCAGCGUCCUCGAUUACUUAUCAGACUUUAUUUGCUGUUUAUAUGGGAAACCUGGUGCAUAUGGAGUUGUAACCCUUCCCUUCUCCGUUAGAGAAGGAAUAAAUAUCUUCCUAGCUGGAUUUGUUCCCACUGAGAAUCUGCGGUUCCGUGACGAGUCUCUUACUUUCAAGGUUGCUGAGACUCCACAGGAACCCACUGAGGAUGUCGAGACUUAUGCACGGUACAAAUACCCCACUAUGACAAAAAUUCAGGGAAACUUCAAGCUAAAGGUCAUAGAGGGUGAAUUUACUGACUCACAGAUUAUAGUGAUGCUGGGGGAGAAUGGUACUGGAAAGACCACUUUUAUUAGAAUGCUGGCUGGUUUGCUGAAACCUGACAGCGUUGAAGACGACGAUGUGGAGAUACCUGAAUUCAACGUCUCUUACAAGCCUCAGAAGAUCAGUCCCAAAUUUCCAGCUUCUGUUAGACAUUUGCUGCACCAAAAAAUACGGGAUUCUUAUAUGCAUCCUCAGUUUGUAUCAGAUGUAAUGAAACCUCUUCUCAUUGAACAACUGAUGGAUCAAGAAGUCGUGAAUCUGUCUGGUGGAGAGUUGCAAAGAGUUGCAUUAUGUCUCUGUCUUGGAAAGCCAGCAGACAUUUACCUAAUAGAUGAGCCAAGUGCAUAUCUGGACUCCGAGCAGCGUAUUGUUGCUUCGAAAGUUAUCAAGAGAUUCAUCCUCCAUGCAAAGAAGACUGCUUUUGUGGUUGAGCACGAUUUCAUUAUGGCAUCUUAUUUGGCUGAUAGAGUGAUAGUGUACGAGGGGAGGCCUUCUGUGGAUUGUAUUGCCAAUUCUCCUCAGUCAUUGUUGACCGGGAUGAAUCUUUUCUUAUCUCAUUUGGAUAUAACUUUCAGACGGGACCCAACUAAUUAUCGUCCAAGGAUCAAUAAAUUAGACUCCACCAAGGAUAGGGAGCAGAAAUCGGCUGGAUCCUACUAUUACUUGGAUGAUUAAUAUCCCUGUUGGCAGUUUUGGGUUGUUUGAAGCUUGAAGGGCUCAUGAAGGCGAUGUGGCAGUGCCGGACUAACAAUGGAAACCACAGUGCCAUCCAAGAGUUGAUGCCUGUUCUCUCGAACAGCCUGCGAGAGCCCUUCAAGGACGCAGCUUCAAUACAGUUUACCCUUCAAUAUGCCCUUCUGCGUCCACCAUUUUUGUUUCUGUUGUCUGAUGAUAUAGCUUAAAAAAAUGCAACUUGGUUUUAUCAUUACCUGUUGCAUUAUAUUAUUUGCUUGGUGUUUGAAAUUUGUAGAGGAACAGGGAAAGAUGUGAAUCUGAGUAACAGAGGGUACGUGCCUGUUUGUUUUGCAAGUGCUUCUACUUUGCACUACUUGGUUGACACCCAAGAAUGCCGGUUCUCGCUACAGAAAUAUACUGCACCUAUUAGAUGUUUUUGGACUUGUA